Leopardus geoffroyi (Geoffroy's cat) is the source of this 1433-nucleotide messenger RNA. RefSeq names its product torsin family 1 member A (gene TOR1A). Lineage: Eukaryota; Metazoa; Chordata; Mammalia; Carnivora; Felidae. Gene Ontology annotation, cellular component: endoplasmic reticulum lumen; nuclear envelope; endoplasmic reticulum. The coding region runs from base 104 to 1102 and encodes 332 amino acids. Gene Ontology annotation, molecular function: ATP hydrolysis activity; kinesin binding; ATP binding. Gene Ontology annotation, biological process: nuclear membrane organization; protein localization to nucleus. The record is from RefSeq and is a predicted model, not a curated record. The transcript has 5 exons.
GCACAAAGAUGGCGGCCGCGCCCGGGAGGAACCGGAAGCGCGGUCUGGCAGCGGCGCGGGUCCGGGGCAGGCGCGAGAACGCGCGGGCGGCGCGGGUCCGGGCAUGAAGCUGGGCCGGGCCGCGCUGGGCCUGCUGCUGCUGGCGCCUUUGGCGGUGCGGGCGGUGGAGCCCAUCAGCCUGGGACUGGCCCUGGCCGGCGUCCUCACCGGCUACAUUUACCCGCGCCUCUAUUGCCUCUUCGCGGAGUGCUGCGGCCAGAAGCGGAGCCUCAGCAGGGAGGCGCUGCAGAAGGAUCUGGACAGCAAGCUCUUUGGACAGCAUCUUGCAAAGAAAGUCAUCCUGAAUGCUGUGUCUGGCUUCAUAAGCAACCCGAAGCCGAAGAAACCUCUCACGCUCUCUCUGCACGGGUGGACGGGCACCGGCAAAAAUUUCGUUAGCAAGAUCAUCGCGGAGAAUAUUUACGAGGGUGGUCUGAACAGUGACUACGUCCACCUGUUUGUGGCCACACUGCACUUCCCACACGCCUCCAACAUCACCCUGUAUAAGGAUCAGUUACAGUUGUGGAUUCGUGGCAACGUGAGCGCCUGUGCAAGGUCCAUCUUCAUAUUCGAUGAAAUGGAUAAGAUGCACGCUGGCCUCAUAGAUGCCAUCAAGCCUUUCCUCGACUAUUAUGACCACGUGGAUGGGGUCUCCUACCAGAAAGCCAUCUUCAUAUUUCUCAGCAAUGCGGGGGCAGAAAGGAUCACAGACGUGGCUUUAGAUUUCUGGAGAAGCGGAAAGCAGAGGGAAGAGAUCAAGCUCAAAGACAUGGAACCGGCCUUGUCUGUGUCAGCCUUCAACAACAAGAACAGUGGCUUCUGGCAUAGCAGCUUAAUUGACCGAAAUCUCAUUGAUUAUUUUGUUCCCUUCCUCCCCCUGGAAUACAAACACCUAAAAAUGUGCAUCAGAGUUGAAAUGCAGUCCCGAGGCUUUGAAAUCGAUGAGGACAUUGUAACCAAAGUGGCUGAGGAGAUGACAUUUUUCCCCAAAGAGGAGAGAGUUUUCUCCGACAAAGGCUGCAAAACUGUGUUCACCAAGUUAGAUUACUACUACGACGACUGACUGCUUCGAGUUGGAGGAGAGGGAACUCGGCGCUUGGCCCCGUGCCCUGGAGGAGGACAGAGCACAUGCUUCCUGCUGGACCGAACGGGAACCUUCCUGAGCAGUUUUCAUCCAUCGGGGCCUCCGGGCGUCACCCCCUACAGAUCACGGACCUCGGAACAGCCCCAGAGCCUUCCGAGGCGGUGGCAGCGGCCAGCUCCCCGUCCACUCGUACGAGGGCUCAUGAUUUUUUAAAAAAUCAUGUUUUAAUUUCAAGUGUUUCUGUUUCAAGGAAGGAUGUCUAAGUUUUACUGAAAAUGUGGUAACUUUAUUUAAAAUGUUUUUAACCUUA